AUGCCCGCCUUACCCCUCUUUGGAAAAGCCGCCAUCAAAGACAACCCAACCCCCAUCUGCAAAGCCGCAUUACCACCCAUGGGCACAGCCCCAGCAGUGAAAACAGUCGAAGCAGUCGGGGAAGGAAUCGCCCCGGUGCCAGAAGGAAGCGGCACCGUCGAGUUUGACGGCUUGCACGGGUCAAGCGAGCUCCCAAUCUGCACCGCAAAGAGCCCCGACUUUGACCCACCAGCCGACGAGACUUCAACGGUGUAAUUCCCAGUCGAGAACGCGGUGUACUCCAGCAGCGCG
Podospora bellae-mahoneyi is the source of this 291-nucleotide messenger RNA. RefSeq lists its product as uncharacterized. The record is from RefSeq and is a predicted model, not a curated record. Lineage: Eukaryota; Fungi; Ascomycota; Sordariomycetes; Sordariales; Podosporaceae. The coding region runs from base 1 to 255 and encodes 84 amino acids. The transcript has 2 exons.